UAUCCGGAAUGCUGUGCGCAUGUUGCAUCUUGUGGACGUUUUUGUCUUUUAUUAAAACAUUAAAACAUCUAGUGGAAACUCCGCCCACUUCUACGACUUCGUUCAUUGCGUUUGCUCUGUGUUCUCUCCUCACAACUACCUACUUUUUGGUGAUUUAAUCAUGUCUUUGGAGGUGGAAUCAGCAGACGUGAUUCGUCUGAUAAUGCAGUACCUGAAAGAGAACAAUCUGCACCGAACAUUGACCACCCUUCAGGAAGAGACCACCGUGUCUUUGAACACUGUGGACAGUAUCGAGAGUUUCGUGGCAGACAUCAACAGUGGCCAUUGGGACACUGUGCUGCAAGCUAUCCAGUCACUCAAGCUCCCUGACAAGACUUUGAUAGACUUGUAUGAACAGGUGGUGUUGGAGCUCAUUGAGUUGAGAGAGUUGGGUGCAGCCAGGUCUUUGCUAAGGCAAACAGACCCCAUGAUCAUGCUGAAGCAGACCCAACCAGAGAGGUACAUUCACCUGGAGAACCUGCUGGCUCGCUCCUACUUUGACCCCAGAGAGGCCUACCCAGACGGAAGCAGUAAGGAAAAGAGGCGCGUGGCCAUCGCCCAGGCCCUGGCCGGGGAGGUCAGCGUGGUGCCCCCCUCCCGUCUCAUGGCCCUGCUGGGACAGUCCCUAAAAUGGCAGCAGCACCAGGGUCUCCUGCCCCCGGGUAUGACCAUUGACCUGUUCAGGGGCAAGGCAGCCGUGAAGGACGUGGAGGAGGAGCGCUUCCCCACACAGCUCACCAGACACAUAAAGUUUGGGCAGAAGUCCCACGUGGAGUGUUCCCGCUUCUCUCCUGAUGGUCAGUACUUGGUCACAGGAUCAGUUGAUGGUUUCAUCGAGGUCUGGAACUUCACCACGGGCAAAAUCAGAAAGGAUCUGAAGUACCAGGCACAGGAUAACUUCAUGAUGAUGGACGAUGCAGUGCUAUGUAUGUGCUUUAGCAGAGACACAGAGAUGCUGGCCACAGGGGCCCAGGACGGCAAAAUAAAGGUAUGGAAGAUCCAGAGUGGCCAGUGCUUGCGGCGCUUUGAGCGUGCCCACAGUAAAGGUGUCACCUGCCUCAGUUUCUGCAAGGACAGCAGCCAGCUGCUCAGCGCCUCCUUCGACCAGACCAUUAGGGUUCACGGGCUGAAGUCGGGCAAGUCGCUGAAAGAGUUCCGAGGACACUCUUCGUUUGUUAAUGAAGCAACAUUCACACCUGACGGACACCAUAUCAUCAGCGCUUCCUCUGACGGCACUGUAAAGGUGUGGAACAUGAAAACCACAGAAUGCACCAACACCUUCAAGUCCCUUGGCACCUCGGCCGGCACCGACAUCACAGUCAACAACGUCAUCCUGCUGCCCAAGAACCCAGAGCACUUUGUGGUGUGCAACCGCUCCAACACCGUAGUCAUCAUGAACAUGCAGGGCCAGAUUGUGAGGAGUUUUAGCUCUGGUAAGAGGGAGGGAGGAGACUUUGUCUGCUGCACGCUGUCUCCACGUGGCGAGUGGAUCUACUGUGUAGGAGAGGACUUUGUGCUCUACUGCUUCAGCACGGUCACUGGCAAGCUGGAGAGAACCCUGACAGUCCAUGAGAAGGAUGUGAUUGGCAUCGCCCACCACCCCCACCAGAACCUCAUCUCCACGUACAGCGAGGACGGCCUACUCAAGCUCUGGAAACCCUGAGCAUAGCCCUGCUUAACCCCCCAUAAGCCCCUUCAUCGGCAUGCCAGCUGCUCUGCCCAUGGGACUGUGCAGUGUUUUCCCUACCAUUGCUUUAGGCGGGCCGGGUAAUGUCUCCCAUCUAGCUCUGUUAUUCAGGCCAAAAUGCUUUGGCCUCAAUUGACAUCAAUUGGCAGUCCGUGUUGCUGUUUCGGGGCUCCUGCGCCACGCCUAAGGCAAGAUCUAGCUAGGGAAAACACUGGGGUAUUGGGAGUGCAGGGAUGGGCAUUAAAACUUUUUUUAUAUAUAUUUUAAAAAAUGAUUAAUGUAAAUAUAUUUUUUAAUUGCGUUUUUUCCCAAGAAUGCCUGGUUCAAUAUUUUGCCUCGUGUCAGCCAUUGCUUUGUUUUACUGCACAGCAAGAAAUAAAAAGGGCUGUUAUUUGUCUCCUUAUUGAUUUUUGAAUCCCCGGAUUCGAUGGUAUUCCUUUCCAUGUGUGUUGACGUGUGUUCCUAGAUGUGAAACGCAUGGAUUGCUGUUAUGUAUUGAUUACGUGUCAGUGGUUGACAUGUACCAUUUCUUGUCUGGGCCAAUAAAAAAAUAUAUUUGACCAGGAAAAAAGUAAAAGUAUUUUCUUUGUUGAGUAGCCCUCUUAUUGAGCCUUGACAGUCAGAUUUACAGUAUAAGAUGUAUGCACUCACUACUGUAAGCCUCUCUGGAUAAGAGCGUCUGCUAAAUGACUGCAGCCUGACGAGCUGGUUCGGCUUGUUGACCAAUAGGAAGGCUGAACAAUCUUUAAGCAAUUUUGUGUUGGCCCCCAGUAUUUUAUUUAUAGAAAGUUUAGCAUUCCACUUUUACUGCAGAUAUGUUCAUUGAAAUGAGUCCCACCGCGACACAGGCGCCAUUUGGACUUCUAACCCCUUUUAAACAUUCAGUUGGAGCUACAGAUUUAUGGAUUGUACCAUUAGAUUCGCGUUUAAUGGUUGAGCUACAAACUAUUUAAAAGUAACAUGUUUUGCUCUAUGAAGCUACACAAGGUCAGGUGUUCUUCAUAGAAGAUUAUAGGAAAUUCCAGGACAGUGUCUAUAAUAGUCACAAACUCCACACAGUUGUCACUGACUAGUUGGAUAUUCAAUUCACCGUGAGCAAACACUUUCUGCAUUCAUAUAAAUUCAUUUUUAUCAGGUUUUUGCUUUGUAAAUAAAACUCAUGAAUGCAA
Molecule: messenger RNA, 2895 nt
Organism: Salmo salar (Atlantic salmon)
Lineage: Eukaryota; Metazoa; Chordata; Actinopteri; Salmoniformes; Salmonidae
Product: WD40 repeat-containing protein SMU1
Biological process (GO): mRNA splicing, via spliceosome
Molecular function (GO): protein binding
Source: RefSeq, a predicted model, not a curated record